Messenger RNA from Coffea arabica (coffee), 2284 nucleotides. NCBI's taxonomy places the organism in Eukaryota, Viridiplantae, Streptophyta, Magnoliopsida, Gentianales, Rubiaceae. The record is from RefSeq and is a predicted model, not a curated record.
AAUUUUCAACAAUUGGAGGGAGAUUUUAUCCGUUCAUUUCACUUCUUUUCUGUACUUGUUAAACUCCCAAAGGAAAGAAAUGGUUGUCCUUUCUCUCUGAAUACUUUCUUUUCUGUCCAUUUCACCCUAUCCAAAUGAAGCCUAGACACAUACAGAGUGAGAGAGAGAGAUCAACCGCAAUGUACCGCCAACCGGCGAUGGGGGACUACGGCAGCAACGGCUACCACCACCACACCAACCACCAGCACAGUGGCGGUGGUCAGGUGGCAGCGGGGCAUCGAGGAAGGCGGGGAAGCCGCGGGAGGCAGCGAAGAGAUGGCAGCGGUAGCAAUAGUAGUGGUAGUAGGGUUUGUAAUUACUACGGCGCUCAGCAGCAGGAAAAAGAAGAAGAAAGGGCUCCUCCGCCUCCGCCGUGCACGGACUUUGAUGUUGCCUAUUUUCACUCCUAUGCUCACGUUGGCAUUCACGAAGAAAUGAUCAAGGAUCGUGCGCGGACUGAAACUUACCGGAACGCAAUUUUGCAGCAUCAGAGUAACAUUGCAGGAAAAGUUGUAGUUGAUGUUGGUUGUGGAACAGGGAUUCUUUCCAUAUUUUGUGCUCAGGCUGGUGCUAAAAGAGUGUAUGCAGUGGAUGCCAGUGACAUUGCCAUACAGGCAAAUGAAGUGAUAAAGGCUAACAACUUAUCUGACACGGUCAUUGUUUUACAUGGGCGUGUUGAGGAUGUUGAAAUUGAUGAAGAAGUCGAUGUUAUCAUCUCUGAAUGGAUGGGCUACAUGCUUCUUUAUGAGAGCAUGCUAGGAAGUGUGAUUAGAGCAAGAGAUCGUUGGCUGAAACCUGGAGGUCUAAUUCUUCCUUCAAAUGCCACGUUAUACAUGGCACCUGUGACACAUCCAGACCGAUAUUCUGAUAGCAUUGACUUUUGGCGCAAUGUGUAUGGAAUUGAUAUGUCUGCAAUGCUACCAUUAGCAAAACAGUGUGCAUUUGAAGAGCCAUCUGUGGAGACAAUUAGCGGAGAAAAUGUUCUGACGUGGCCUCAUGUGGUAAAAAAUGUGGACUGCUAUACAGUUUCAGUUCAUGAGCUAGAGUCAAUCACGACAAGCUUUAGGUUUCAGUCAAUGAUGCGAGGUAAAUUGUCACCAUUCCAUGGUUUUGCUUUCUGGUUUGAUGUGGAGUUCAACGGGCCUGAUCUAAAUCCUUCCAAUAAUGACACAUCUUCAUUCAAUGCAUCCUCCAACGGCUAUGUUACUGAUCCUAAUCAGCGAAAGAAGCGUCCCAAUCCCAAUGAAGCACUUGUGCUUUCAACUGCACCUGAGGAUCCUCCAACACACUGGCAACAGCAAGUUCCACAGAAAAUUCUGUCUGUUGAAGAAAUUUUGUCCGUGAUUUCUUUCUAUUGCCAAGAAACCUUGAUAUACUUCUAUGAUCCCAUAGAUGUGGAGCAAGAUCAAGUUAUUGAAGGUUCUGUAACUUUGUCACAGAGCAAGGAAAAUGCUCGGUUCAUGAAUAUCCAUCUUGAAUAUGCAUCUGGUGGUCGAUCAUUUGUAAAAGAGUCAGUUAUGCGAUGAGCUAGCUAGGUAAUUCCUUCCGAGUUAAUUUGUUGGGUUCAUGAACUGGAGCUAGAGGAUUUCAAAUGGAACUUUUCUUGGGCUGUUGUGUGCUAAUUUGUUCUGCUUCUUAGAUUCACUGCCCACUUAAGAGUUUCAACAUAUUGGUGGAUUCACGUCAUUUCUACUGUCAUUACUUCCUGAAGCUUCGAGAAGUAAUUGGAUAUGUUUGACUGUGAAAAGUGAAAUUUUAAUAGUUUUUCUUGUACAAAAUCAAGUACAGGAAGAUGCUGAAAGAAUUGCAAUGACCCUUGGUGCCCUGGAAUGGUUGGUGGUACCUGUAACUCAUACUUUUAGAAUGCCAUACAUGGAAAAUAGGUAAAAGCAGAAACUGUGACUCUUGGGAUUCAGGCUAGGUGUUGUGUUUUUCUUGUUUAUGCCUUGUGGCAGAUAGGAUCUAGCUUUAUUGUUGUUGACGAUUCUAGGAUUUAGCUUUAUUGUUGUUGAGCUUAUAGUUGUUCGGCCAGUUAGGAGAAAAAUAUUGGUUGAUUAACUGAAUAUUUCUGUAGUAUUUAUAAGGUGUCCCAACGUUUCUCUAUGUUAUACACUGCUAUGAAUCUUGACAUAUCUGUCUAGUAUUUUUGGAUCCAGCUGUGAUAAUGUGAGAUCGAGUGGUAAAUUUUUGAGAUGAAACAGGCUUUACAUCUUUGUUAUGGUAGUAGGUACAUGCGCAGACUAUA